AUGUCACUGGGGUCUUCAACGCCGAUUCUUUCGUAUAAAAAACGACCUCAGGGGCAUGAUGAUCGGGACCCGCAAUUGGCGUCCAGGCUGCCUCGUAUAAGCACGCAGUCGAUAUCAAGUUCAGUUCCUGGAUCGUCUCCCUCAGCGCCUGGUACACCAACAUUUGGAGGUUCGGCGAGAAAAGUGUCAUCAAGAAGAAAAGCUCUUCAAGAUUUCUAUAAAUUAAAUCAUGAAGAUGAUCUGAAAGCAUCGAGUGCAGAACCAGAGGGAGACAAGGAGAGAUUUAGGCUGACAGGAACAGACGAGAGUGAAGCAAAAGAGCAAGUUUCGCAGGCGAGAGAGCUCAAUAGUCCCGAGGAAAUCGAUGCCUUCAUCAAAAGUGCCACUGUAACAGAGCUUUUGAGAAUUCGCAAUCAGGCAAGUGGAAAGCUUAACUUUCACGAUUCAGAGAAAAAGUCUAUAAUAUAUGAUAAUUACUACGAACUCAUCAAGCUCAAUCAGAUCCUUAGUGACUUGAGUGGCCAAGAGAAGAAGAAGUCGGUUUUAGACGAGGACGAGAAGAAGAACAAUAUCAUCACUGAGGACCAGCUCAAUCAUGUGAUGGGAGAACUUACAAGUUUUCUCGACCACACAGCAUCAAAAUUUAACAAGGAGUUUACAGAGGUCGUCAGUGGCUUCACCGUAGAGGCCAAGCGGUCCGAGUCCCUAUCCAGUAUCACAGGCAUCAAAGGUACCGACUCGUGA
Messenger RNA from Candidozyma auris, 744 nucleotides. It is a transcript of the gene VPS51, whose product is annotated as Vps51p. The coding region runs from base 1 to 744 and encodes 247 amino acids. The transcript has a single exon. The record is from RefSeq and is a predicted model, not a curated record. NCBI's taxonomy places the organism in Eukaryota, Fungi, Ascomycota, Pichiomycetes, Serinales, Metschnikowiaceae.